Molecule: messenger RNA, 2211 nt
Organism: Malania oleifera
Lineage: Eukaryota; Viridiplantae; Streptophyta; Magnoliopsida; Santalales; Ximeniaceae
Product: pentatricopeptide repeat-containing protein At3g29230-like
Exons: 1
Coding region: 277-2019 (580 amino acids)
Biological process (GO): RNA modification
Molecular function (GO): RNA binding; protein binding
Source: RefSeq, a predicted model, not a curated record
CCAUUUUGCUUUGGGAUCAGCCAGCUUUGUAGUGUGCAAGAACCAAGAAUUGGGAACAGCUUAAAUUGAUAAACUCCAUUACUCCAUCCCCUCCCCCAACGUUGUGCUGCCCUAAAUCUCUCAAAAAGCUCUUGCACCCUAACUUCAAAAUCUUCCAAUUUUGGAUGGGGAGGUGUAGAGAUCCCAAUAAACCACAAAACCAUCAGCUUCUUCCGUGUUAAGACUCGAGCCAUACGCCGCACCUGAUGACUGUUAAUUCCCCAACAUCCCUUACAUAUGCAUUGUUCUCUGGAAACAAUUUCAAACAUUUUGCGACAAUGCACGUUCAAGCAGCUGAAACAGAUUCAUGCCUUUAUUCUCUGUACCUCUCUCCACCAACACAAGACCAUUUCAUUGAAAUUGCUCCGCCGAAGCACCGAAUUCGGAACCAUGGAGUAUCCCAACCUCGUUUUCGCUCAAAUGGGUGGUCUGCUUUGCACAGACACUUCCCUCUGGAAUGCCAUGCUAAGAGGGUUUGCCUUUAAUGGCCCCGUCGGGAAAUGCCUCUUAUUGUAUGAUGAAAUGCGUCAGAGAGGACUCAAACCCAAUAAUUACACGUACCCGUAUGUCAUCAACUCCUGCUCUGAGAUAGGAUGCUUUAGAAUAGGAGAGAAAGUGCAAUGCCAGAUCGUAAAAUCUGGUUUCGAAUCGGGACUCUCGGUGGGCACGUCGCUUUUUAAUAUGUACAUAAAGAUGUUGGAUUCUUUUGAGCAGGGGACUGUGACGAGUGCAAAAUUGGAUGAAGCUCGGAAGAUUUUUGAUUGUAUGUGUAUUAAACCUAUUGAAUUGUGGAAUCAAAUGAUCUCCCAGUAUGGGAGUCUUGGAAAUGUUAAGUGUGCUAGGAAGUUGUUUGAAGUUAUGCCUGAAAGAGAUGUUGUUUCUUGGAAUUCUAUGAUUUCAAGUUAUGUUAAAGUUGGGGAUGUGGCAAAUGCAAGAGAUUUGUUUGAACAGAUGCCGGAGAAAAGUGUCGUGUCAUGGACUUCAAUGAUCGGGGCAUAUGCUAGCUCGGGAGACCUUUACAUGGCUAGAGAAUUUUUUGAGAGAAUGCCAUCCAGAAAUGUGGUUUCUUGGAAUUCUAUAAUUUCAGGUUACUCCCAGCAGGGAAAAUUUGCAGAGGCAUUGAAUCUAUUCAUCCAAAUGCAGUCCCAAGGAGUAAUUGCAGAUGGGUUUACCUAUGUUUCAGUUUUGUCAGCCUGUUCCCAGUCGGGUGCUCUAGAGUUCGGGAAAUGGGUACAUUAUCUAAUAAAAGAUUGGUCUCAGAUGGGAGUUGUUAUUGUAGGGACUUCCCUUAUAGAAAUGUACGCUAAUUGUGGAGAUGUUGACAAAGCUUUUACAAUUUUUAUCAAAAUUGAGAUGAAGGAUGUCUUCUGUUGGAAUGUUAUGAUCAGAUCACUAGCCAUCCAUGGUAGAACAGAAGAUGCUCUCAAAAAUUUUUUCUUGAUGCCAAAGAUGGGAUUGAAGCCAAAUGACUAUACAUUCAGCAAUGCUUUGUUUGCUUGUAGCCAUGGAGGGAUGGUAGAAAAUGGUCGCAAGAUCUUUGAUAGCAUGGAGAGAGAUUUUGGGGUCAGCCCAAAGCUUAAACAUUUUGGUUGCUUCAUCGACUUGCUAAGCCGGAAUGAUCAUCUCGAGGAAGCCGAGCUUCUAGUGAAGGAGAUGCCAUUUGAGCCUGAUAGUGCUAUUUGGGGAGCUCUACUUGGGGGCUGCAGAGUAAGAAGUGACUUCAAGUUAGCCAAGGAACUCAUAGAGAUGGCGGAAGGUAUGAAAGCAAGGGACUCGGGACUUUAUGUGCUAUUGUCCAAUAUCUAUGCCUCCAGGGAUCAAUGGCCAGAGGCUGCAAGUGCAAGGGAGAAGAUGGAAGAGAAGAAAAUAUGGAAGAGAGCAGGGCUUAGUAGUGUUAUUCAUGUUCAUGAUGAGGAUUCAGGCCUUGCGAAAAACAGUGCCAUUCCCAGCGAAGUUGCAAUAGAGUUACAAAACAGGUAACACCCCUCCCAUAUAAGGGAUUGAAAAUUCAAAUAGUUGAUCUUUGUAUGAUGGAACUGAGAAGUAUAGUAUUAUAGCACAUUCAAGACUAUCUGUGGUCAACAUCUUUUUAAAGCCAUAAACAAUUUUUGCAACUUGCACAGUAUUCAGAGCUUCUGGAAUAACAUUUUCACCCAGACAAUUUCCAGUUGU